AACUGGCACAAGGGCUGGAACUGGACCUCAGGGUCUAAUGAGUGCCCGGUGAAGGCUGCCUGCCACCGCUUUGAUUUCUACUUCCCCACGCCUGCUGCUCUGUGCAAUGAAAUCUGGAGUCACUCCUACAAAGUCAGCAACUACAGCCGAGGCAGUGGCCGCUGCAUCCAGAUGUGGUUUGACCCGGCACAGGGCAACCCCAACGAGGAGGUGGCCAGGUUCUAUGCUGAGACCAUGAAUGGAGCUGGGCUCUAUGGGGCCUGGCCUCUCCUGCUUGGUCUGGCCCUAAUGCUGCUCCUGCUGCUCAGCUGAGCUCCUUUUACCUUCUGAUACCUGGUCAUCCCCAUGCAGUUAAGCCCCAUGGCUCAGCCCCCAUGGUCGGAGCUCUGUCCAACAGUUUGAAUAAACUAGUUACCCCGCA
Molecule: messenger RNA, 421 nt
Organism: Myotis brandtii (Brandt's bat)
Lineage: Eukaryota; Metazoa; Chordata; Mammalia; Chiroptera; Vespertilionidae
Product: folate receptor alpha-like
Exons: 2
Biological process (GO): sperm-egg recognition; cell adhesion; fusion of sperm to egg plasma membrane involved in single fertilization
Cellular component (GO): external side of plasma membrane
Molecular function (GO): signaling receptor activity
Source: RefSeq, a predicted model, not a curated record